AUGCUGCAGCUCAAACACCAAAUCAUCGAUGAUGGCGGCAGCGUCCGCGACAACAAAGCCAUCCUAGGGCUCGACCUGCAGAGCGCCUUCGAUAAGGUGAAACACUCGGCGAUUCUGUCCCAAGUCUCCAAGCUCAACAUGGGGGAAAGAUCCUACUACUACAUCAAGGACUUCCUCACGGACAGGAUCGUCGAGCUACGAGCAGGCGACCUACAGACGCAAGAGAAGAAGCUCGGCAGCACCGGAACACCGCAGGGAUCGGUCAUUUCGCCGAUGCUGUUCAACCUGGUAAUGAUCGGAGUGGCCGAAAAGCUCGGGCGCAUCGAUGACGUCAGGCACACCAUCUACGCGGACGAUAUCACGAUAUGGAUGACCGGUGGCAGCGACGCCCACAUCGAGGGCGCGCUGCAAGCCGCCGUCGAUGCAAUAGAAGACCAGCUGGAAGGCACCGGACUGAGAUGUUCGCCGAGCAAAUCGGAGCUUCUCAUACUCCCACCUGCCAAAUACAGCAGAGGCAAGACCAGACAACGCGAAAACGAAAAAAUCAGAAUCGUCACCAAAUCCGGCAACGCGAUCCCCGAGGUCGGCAAAAUUAGGAUCCUAGGCAUGGUCAUCGAAAAGCACGGAAGAAACGGCGAGACCAUCACCCGUGUCAAGGCAAAAGCAGCCAACGCGAUUCGACUCCUCAAACGAGUCACUUCCCGAAAGGCUGGCAUGAGAGAGGAGAGCCUAAUUAGGCUCGUCCAAUCCUUCGUCAUCAGCCACGUCGCGUACGUUGCAGCCUACCACAGAUGGCUGCAACACGAACGAAACAAAAUCAACGUGCUCAUCAGAAGAGCGUACAAGACGGCGCUGGGCCUGUUCGAGUCCACAAGCACGACCCGCUUGUUACAACUCGGGUUACACAAUACGCUCGAAGAAAUAGCCGAAGCGCAACGGACCUCUCAACUGGAGCGGCUGUCCAUGACCAAAGCCGGGAGGAAGAUACUGGACGAUCUGGGAAUUAGACGCUCGAACGAGAUGGAGAUGAAGCUCCCCGUCCCCGAAGAGGUCCGACGCCAGACCAGAAUCGACCCCAUACCGAGGAACAUGAAUCCCGAGUUCAACAAGGGAAGAAGAGCGGCGAGGGCAAAGGCUCUCAUCGACCAGCAUGCCAACGAGGAACACGCGCGGUACGUGGACGCGGCCGAAUACCAACGGAACGCCUUCGCAGCGGUCGUCAUAGAGGCGUCAACCGGCGCCACGAGGACGGCAGCGAGCGUGAGAAGCGCCGAAGCGGAACAAGCGGAGGAGGUAGCCAUCACCCUGGCCAUCGCCGACGCAGACUGCCACACGGUGCUGAGUGACUCACGACAGGUGGUGCGAAACUUCGCCAAAGGGAAAAUCUGCAGGGAGGCUGAGCGCGUACUGCGAGCGGUAAAACUAGACGUACGAAAAGUACGACUCAAGCGGUUCCCGGCGCACGCGGGCGACGCGUCGGAACGCAAUGAGAACCAUAAUGAGACGGUACACGCCGCGGCGCGAGCGCUAACCAACCGCGCCCCGGCGACAGACCAUCCGACGUGGUUCGAAACCAAUGACCGCAUGACGGAUUACAAUGAAAUCACGAAGGCCUACCGCGUGGCUCGCAGGACUCUUCCACCCCCGCACCCGAGACUGAGUCGAGCGGAGGCGGUAGUACUGAGACAGCUCCAGACCGGAUCGCUACCGAGCCCGAAACUGAUGAAUCGCAUGUACCCCGAGACAUAUCCGACAGAUAUGUGCAGAGUCUGCCGGAGGGAGACCGCAGACUACACGCACAUCUUGUGGGACUGCAUUAAAUAUCCAGAGGACGCUAAAUCAAGAACACUCCCACCACGGCUCGAGGCAGCCGCGAAGAGCUACGACCGAGACGAUCAGCUCUGGGCCGUCCAGCAGGUCCUCGAGGCACUCGAAAGGCACGGACCCAGCGAGCCGGCAACGGCGAGCGGAGACCCGCGCCGAGUAACGGCAACUUCGAGGAUGACGUAGGCCCUCGUCGGGGCGCGCGAGCGCCCA
Messenger RNA from Dermacentor albipictus, 2037 nucleotides. RefSeq lists its product as uncharacterized. Gene Ontology annotation, molecular function: nucleic acid binding. NCBI's taxonomy places the organism in Eukaryota, Metazoa, Arthropoda, Arachnida, Ixodida, Ixodidae. The record is from RefSeq and is a predicted model, not a curated record.